Molecule: messenger RNA, 2466 nt
Organism: Cantharellus anzutake
Lineage: Eukaryota; Fungi; Basidiomycota; Agaricomycetes; Cantharellales; Hydnaceae
Exons: 4
Coding region: 1-2466 (821 amino acids)
Source: RefSeq, a predicted model, not a curated record
AUGACGAAUGGAAUCACUUGUACUGAAGCACAAACUCCAACAACCUACUGGGGACUGCAGCGCUACUUCCUCAGCUGUACAGUUGAGCGGGUCACUUCUGAGGUUUCCCUGCUAGAGGCCGAUCCCAGUGUUCAGUCUGUCCAUGAUGCAGGUCAGCUUAGUUGGGGCUCAGUUACGGACUUCUCCUUGUCUUCAUUGCGUGAUCGAGUAUUAGCUCUUGCACCCAUUACUUGGACACUCCUCACUACAAUAGCAGCGGGAGGGGGGAAACACGUCACUUACCGAGAAACCUAUAACAAGAACAAGAAAACGGGGAGGGGAUCUAACCAAACACGCGACCCUUGGUUAGUAAGUAUAUCAGGUACAAGACACCGGUCUAGUCCCCAGCUCACCUUGCAAUCAUGCCAACAGGGUUGCACCGUCGCACUAUGCAUCCUGCUUUAUUUCCACCACCUAUAUGCAAAUGCAUUCCAGUCCGUCAUUGGCAUAUUGCUCUUCGCGACGAACACACAGCGCAACGUUCACACUAUUCUCAGCCGGUUAGGACUCUCUACUGCCUAUAGCACAACACUGCGACACCUACAUGCUCUUGGAGAUGCUGCUAGUAACAAGCUGAAGGAUAUCGGGCGUCAGUUUGUGGCACGCAAGGCCACAUUUCAUAUUGUCUAUGACAAUUUGAACCAAUACCACAAGAACUGGCGGCCCUCACUUGGGAAGGGUACUUCUCUGGAGAGUGGGACUGCAGCCACCCUCAUCAUACAGCAGGGCGUUGAUGCGGCGGCUUUUGAUGGAAUAGAAUAUGAGCGGAGGAAGCGUGAAGUAAAGAAAAGGGAUAUCUCACAUGAAAAGAUGUGGAAGGAUGUGGAUCACGACCACUUGCAGCGUGCUUGCAUAGUGCAGAUCCUAAGAAUCCUUGUGUGCCAUGUCCCAGGAAUAAAGCGGCGCUUCAGCGGCAACAUUCAAGCACUGUGUGAAAAAACACUUGCCAAACGCCAGCUUCCGGUGUCGAAGACAGAGUACUACCCCUGCGAAACUUCAGGAUAUGAUGAGGCAACGGUAAAAGGAAAUCGUGACACACUUCGUGAUUUGCUUUUUCGUCAGUUGGGAGUCACACCAGAUGAGGUUGAAGGGCGCCUCGUACCUGUGUCUGGUGAUCAAAUGACCAUUGCACGACUCAGAACCUUACGUGAACAGACAAGUUCAGCCAAUACAUGGCAUAUGGGAAACCGGUGGAUACUCCCCCUCAUCGAAAUCUGGCACAUGGGUUUGGCCAUGAUCAAAGGAAUCUUCAAAAUUCACUGGUGUGAGAACACAGUGAAGGGGGACUUUGGUCUACGGCACGCAAAUGACCUCUUACGACGGAAAUUGAAUAUCAAUAAACUCGAAUUUUACCCCGCAGAGCGACUUACGGACACAGUACUUGCAACUAUGACGCUAAACUAUUUUCGGGCAAUCCUACAACAGGAAGUUGACCUGUCAGCUGAACCCCAAAAGCGGUUGCAUUUGACAGAAGAAUUGGACUCAUACACAGGUGAUGGCCAAAUCCUGUCAAAAUGCCCCUUCGAAUAUCUAUACGCCCUGGCAGAGAAGACAUAUGUCGCAUUUGGAAGCACAAAAUCAGCUUAUAUGGCGCUCCAUCCAAAUUCUGAACGGGCAGGGGGCAACACUGGCGCUGAUGGACUGGAGGAAGAUGAGGAGUUUAUUGAAGACAUGUUGGCGGAGUGUGAAGGCAGUAGCCGAGCAUCAAUUUUGCUUGCAUGUGACGAUGAAACUCAGAAUGAUGCACCGGUUCUUGAAGCGCCACCUGAGGCUUCUUCUGGCGACAUUCUGAUGUUUAACAACAUUAUGCUUUGGCAGGACUUGCUGCACUACUCAGAAUUCCGUGACAGUGUGAAGGAGGGCGAUGUCGGACGCACAUUUGAAGUGAUCAAGUGGCUUCGAUUUUGGUUUUUUGGUGUAGGUGCGACGAACUAUGGGCAUGAAUUACUCCAUCAAAUGCUGGACUUGUGGUUCCACUUCUCCCCUGCGACUCUCAAUGCUGUGCUCGACAAUUAUUUUGUGAACACAUCUGGUGAACGAAGGCGUUUUCAUGCAAGAGAUCUCCUCCAGGAGCAUAUAAACUGUUGGCUGAAGAGGGUCUUUAACAACCGUUUAGCUACAUUUGGGUCAUCCUUCAUGCGCCAAACUAUCGCUCUCAACAUCCUUCAUCUGACGAAACUCACCCGGACUCUUUCCAAUUCUCUUGGACUUGCUGACCCAUAUUCUUUACAUUCUUCUGCCAACAUCACCGCUGACAUCAAUGUCCUUGGUUAUCAUUACGCCACUCAUAGUCAUCAUAUCUACAUUGCUGGCCGCACACAGUCUUACCUGACUGUCGAUGGUAUCUCUCGUGGCAGUGAAAAAUUAAGGAACGGCGUUCUCAAGAACUUUGUAGAUGAGCACAUAGAAUUGCCCUAUCGUACCUAA